Messenger RNA from Quercus lobata, 1454 nucleotides. Its product is annotated as COBRA-like protein 4. The record is from RefSeq and is a predicted model, not a curated record. Gene Ontology annotation, biological process: plant-type cell wall cellulose biosynthetic process; cellulose microfibril organization. NCBI's taxonomy places the organism in Eukaryota, Viridiplantae, Streptophyta, Magnoliopsida, Fagales, Fagaceae. The transcript is spliced from 6 exons. Gene Ontology annotation, cellular component: plasma membrane. Bases 3 to 1307 code for a protein of 434 amino acids.
UCAUGGUUUUCAAUACAUAUGCACAUCUUGUAUCAUCUGUUUUCUUUAUUGUCUUGUUUGCUCAUGCAGAGGCAUAUGACCCUUUGGACCCUACUGGUAAUAUCACAAUCAAAUGGGAUGUCAUAUCUUGGACCGCAGAUGGUUAUGUGGCAACAGUGACAAUGACCAACUACCAGAUGUACCGGCACAUUAUGAGCCCUGGCUGGACCAUGGGAUGGGUAUGGGCUAAGAAAGAAGUGAUAUGGUCCAUGCUGGGUGCAGAAGCCACAGAGCAAGGAGACUGUUCCAAGUAUAAGGGAAACAUCCCUUACUGUUGUGAGAAGAAACCUACCAUUGUGGACUUGCUCCCAGGUGCCCCUUAUAACCAACAAGUUGCCAAUUGCUGUAUGGGUGGUGUUGUGCCAUCAUGGGGACAAGAUCCUUCAGCUGCUAUCUCAUCCUUUCAGCUCUCUGUUGGGAAUUCUGGUACAUCUAGUAAGACUGUGAAAUUGCCUAAGAAUUUCACUUUGAAUGGUCCAGGACCAGGCUACACUUGCAGCCAACCGGUUACCGUGACACCCACACUUUUCCUCACUUCUGAUGGUCGUCGACAAACUCAAGCACUCAUGACAUGGAAUGUGGUAUGCACCUACUCACAGUUCCUAGCUUCUCCAAGCCCAACCUGUUGUGUCUCGAUGUCAUCUUUCUAUAACUCAACGAUAGUUACGUGUCCAACUUGUGCUUGUGGAUGCCAGAACAGAGAAAAUUGCAUCACUGACUCAAAGAUUCAGAGCAUUGUGGGAGAAAACACAACAACCAAUGGGCCAUUACUACAGUGCACACAGCACAUGUGCCCAAUAAGGGUGCAUUGGCAUGUGAAGCUAAACUAUGUUUCGUAUUGGCGUGUGAAGAUGAGCAUCACCAACUUCAACUACGGACUUAACUACACACAGUGGACCCUUGUUGUUCAGCAUCCAAAUCUCAACAAUGUCACUCAAGUUUUUAGCUUUAAUUACCAGCCGCUCAUGCCAUACAAAUCCACAAAUGACACUGGCAUGUUUUAUGGCUUAAAAUUCUACAAUGACCUGCUAAUGGAAGAUGGGCCAAAUGGUAAUGUCCAGUCAGAGAUGCUUCUUGAGAAAGACAUGAACACAUUCACUUGGGACAAUGGGUGGGCAUUCCCUAGGAAAGUCUACUUCAAUGGUGAUGAAUGUGUGAUGCCCCCUCCUGAUUCAUAUCCUAUGCCACCCAACUCUGCUAAUGCUAAUCCCAUUGCAUCAUCAACAUUGUCUGCCUCUGUACUUCUAAUAUUGCUGGUGUUUUGGUGAUUAUUUGACUAACAGAAGAGGAAAAAUAAAGAGAGGGCUAGAGUAUUUUCAAGGACAAGUGUGCAAUUUUCGCCAACAGGUAUGUUCCCAUUUAUAGUUGUGCAAAGAAUAGAAAGGGAUGAGGUACUGUGUUGACUUAGAAGGGCA